This is a messenger RNA of Drosophila biarmipes, 783 nucleotides long. Its product is annotated as trypsin-3. Gene Ontology annotation, biological process: proteolysis. NCBI's taxonomy places the organism in Eukaryota, Metazoa, Arthropoda, Insecta, Diptera, Drosophilidae. Gene Ontology annotation, molecular function: serine-type endopeptidase activity. Bases 1 to 783 code for a protein of 260 amino acids. The transcript has a single exon. The record is from RefSeq and is a predicted model, not a curated record.
AUGAUGCAGCUGGCUUGUAUACUCCUCCUGUUCAUCCUGCCGUGGUCGGCGAGUGCACAGGAUGCGGAUGACAAGUGUGGUCUAACUGGCAACAAAACGGCCAUCAAGGACGCGCCAUGGGUGGCGUCGGUUCAGUAUGAAAACAAGCCCUUGUGCAUAGGGACAAUCCUCAACAAGAAGAAUGUACUAACUGUCUCGGAGUGCGUGCUGAGCAGGAAGGUGCCAGGACUCAAGGUUCGCGUGGGGAACGCCGUUCGGGACUCAGGAGUGGCUAAGGCCGUUUGCAAAGUUACUCUCCAUCCGCAGGCCGUCGGCAAGAAAGGGCACGGCAGCAAUCUGGCCUUGUUGAGCCUCUGCGAGCCACUGACCACCUCCGAAGAGGUCAAGGAAAUCGCCUUAAUCGACAAGGAGCCCGACAAGGACGCCAAAGCCUCUGCCUCGAUCGCUGGGUGGGGUUCCUCCAGCUGGUGGCGAUGGCUUCUGAAACCCUGCUGGGCUGUCUCCUCGGCGAUCCUGCGAACAUCCAAUGUCCAGCUCUUGCAUCUGAAAGCAUGCGCCAGUGCACGCAAGCGCCUUUGGAGCAGUAACCCACAAAUAACAGAUCUGAAACUGUGCACCGCUAAGAAGGAGAAGAUCUGCUCCCUGGACAAGGGUGCUCCCUUGGUCAUCGAUGGCAAACUGGCCGGUAUUCUGGCUCAUGGCGCUUGUGACCAGAAACCCGAUGUGUUUGUCAGUUUGUUCAAGCACAAGAGUUGGCUGCAAGCUAAUACUAAGGACAAGUAA